Messenger RNA from Scleropages formosus (Asian bonytongue), 1374 nucleotides. RefSeq names its product Golgi integral membrane protein 4-like. The transcript has 11 exons. Lineage: Eukaryota; Metazoa; Chordata; Actinopteri; Osteoglossiformes; Osteoglossidae. The coding region runs from base 394 to 1317 and encodes 307 amino acids. The record is from RefSeq and is a predicted model, not a curated record. Gene Ontology annotation, cellular component: Golgi apparatus; Golgi membrane.
GUUACCCGACACAUUGUUGCUGCAAAACACAUGAAGCGUGGACACGGAACCCCGGAUGAGUAACCGCCGCUCCGCACACACAACAGAUGAUAUGACAGAAGGUUCUGCUUUGUCUACGGACUCAGCAGAGCUCACCCAGCUGCACCGUGACCGCGCGUCACCAGGUGCCAUGCUGGGAGCACAUCCUCCAGCGCUCCCAAGCUCACCACUGCCAGGACCCUGCAUUGCCACCCCAGAAAGAGCCCUUCCCCUGAGGUGUGCAUGCCUACAGUGCCCUAAAGUGCAAGGUCUCCACAUGCUUCUUCCCCGCUAGAAGAGCAACUGUCCAGUGAAGCCCCUCAGUUUGUCCCUGCAUGUGCCACGUCUCACCACCCCCCGACCCCUCCAGCCGCCAUGUUGUUGGGGCUCUGCUGGCGCAGGCACAAGUGCAGCGGCGUGAGCGCCCUCAUCGUGCUCUCUGUCUGCACGGCCUGCGCAGGUCUGCUCCUUCUGCUGUCCCGGCUGCGCGAGGGCACGGAGGAGCUGCUCAGGCAUAAACAGCACUGCAGGCAGCAGGAGGAGGCACUGUCUGUUCAGCUGCAGGUGGUAUAUGAGCAUCGCUCCCGUCUGGAGAGAUCUUUGCAGAAGGAGAGAGCAGAGCACAAGAAGACAAAAGAAGAUUUCCUGCAGUACAAACUAGAGAUCCAGGAGGCACUGAACAAGGAAAAGAACCAGCUCGUAGAUCUGCACAGCCAGCUGCAGUUGCAGCAGAAAGAGCAUGGACAACAACACCUUGCUCAGCUCAAAUCCCUUGAAGACUGCCAGCAGCGGGCAGCACUACUGCGCACGGAGAGCCAGGGACAAAUCUCAUCACUGCAGGACCUGGUGGUGAAGUUGCAAGAAGAGAGCAAGCUGUUGAGACACUCUCACCAGGACAUGCAUCAUAGGCUGCUGAAUGCUCAGGCCCGAGUGGAAGAGCUCCAGCGGGUUCGGAAGACCUUUCCCAAGAAACCUGGCCAACCUGCAACCUGGCGGGAGCAGGAGUUCAUCACAGGCUUCCUUCAGCUUGACCAUAAGACCACUACUGUUCAUCAUCCUGAAGAGAAGUCACUGCGCACUGUGACCGAAGCCCCAGGGAAAAUCCAUCCCAUCAGCCAAAGGGGCCUGUCUGUCAGAGAUGUGGAGAAAAGAGGAACUGCUGGGACUAAUGAGUUGGAGGGUGCAAGAGCAGAGAUCCCUGAUGAUGAAAGGGAUUUUGGUGGAAGGCGAGGGGAUGAAGGACUGGAAAUCGCAAUUCAUCAGCUUGUGGACGGGGUGUGUGAGGUGAGCUCGAGGUAGGACAAAGACUUCUUUCUUGUCAGUCGGACCACGUUGCUGUUAACAGUGUCUCGCGUG